Molecule: messenger RNA, 1542 nt
Organism: Mesocestoides corti
Lineage: Eukaryota; Metazoa; Platyhelminthes; Cestoda; Cyclophyllidea; Mesocestoididae
Source: the annotation of a GenBank genome assembly
AUGGGUGGGAAAAAAAGAGUUCAAAAAAAGCCUCAGGCACAAUCUGGGGACGCCGAAAAGGUAACGGAACGGGUUGAAGAGAUGAAGAUAGGGGACAGCGAGCCUGACUGCUCCAAAGGUCUUUAUGGAGUAUGCCCUUUUCACCAGUCUCAAUCAAAGGAAGGGCCCGAGUAUACUGAGAUCUAUGACUUAUUUGACUCCAAAUAUGUCGACAAGGAGGUUUGCGUUCGUGCACGCCUCCACCGCAGUCGGGCUAAGGGCAAGUUGUGUUUCGUCGUUCUGAGAGACAGACAGUAUUUGCUCCAAUGUGUUUUGUCUACCGGAGAACACGUGUCAAAGGCUAUGCUUAAAUUUGUCGGGAGCAUUUCGAAGGAAUCGAUCAUUGACGUUUACGGUGUCAUAAAGUCAGCGCCUGCGGCAGUUGAAGGGUGCUUUCCUGAUAACAUUGAAUUGCACAUCUCCAAGGUGUUCGUCAUAAGUGCCUCUUCACCUGUUCUUCCAUUCCAAAUUGAAGACGCUGUGAGACCCGAUGACGAUGAAGAUAAUUUGAGCCGCGUUAACCAGGACACUCGCCUUGACAAUCGCUUUAUUGACCUCAGAACCCCAACCAACUAUGCUAUUUAUCGCGUAGAGCACGGUGUCGUUCAUCUCUUCAUGGAGUAUCUCGAUAACCAUGGCUUCAUAAUGAUUCACACGCCAAAGAUAAUUGGAGGUGCUUCUGAGGGUGGCGCUAACGUUUUCAAAUUCAAAUACUUUAAUAUGGACGCCUGCCUUGCGCAGUCACCACAAUUGUACAAGCAAAUGGCGAUUGCUUCUGAUUUCGGUCGAGUCUACACUAUUGGUGCUGUAUUCCGCGCCGAGGACUCGAAUACUCAUAGACAUAUGUGUGAAUUUGUCGGUCUUGAUUUGGAAGUUGCCUUCAAGACUCAUUACCACGAAGUUGUUGAUCUCAUCGCUGAUAUGUUUGUCAACAUUUUUAAGGGUCUCCAGCGCGAUUACGCAGUGGAAAUCGAGACCAUCAACAAACAAUACAAAGCAGAGCCCUUUAGAUUUAUUGAGCCAACUUUGAAGCUCGAGUUUGCUGAAGGUAUAAAAAUGCUGAGAGAGGCUGGUUGGGAAGUCGGAGACUAUGACGACUUGAGUACUCCUGCCGAAAAGUUCCUCGGGAAGUUGGUGAAGGAGAAGUAUGGGACGGAUUUUUACAUAUUGGACAAGUUUCCCUUGGCCAUCCGUCCUUUCUACACGAUGCCCGAUCCACAUAAUAAGGUCGUCUCGAAUUCCUACGACUUUUUCAUGCGUGGCGAGGAAAUCAUGUCUGGUGCUCAGCGAAUCCACGACCCCGAUUUCCUUACUGAACGUGCCAAGGCUCACGACAUUGAUGUGAAGACUAUUCAGUCGUACAUCGACUCCUUCCGCUACGGCUGCUCGCCUCAUGCAGGUGGUGGAAUUGGUCUCGAACGCGUUACCAUGCUGUUCUUGGGUCUCGACAAUGUUCGAAAAGUUUCCAUGUUCCCUCGCGAUCCUAAACGCAUCUCGCCUUAA